AUGAAACAGGGACACCACUGGUUAUCACCAUAUCAUGUGAUAAGAAAGGGGGUGAUAAAAGACCCAGCGGCUCUGCGUUUCCGAGCACUCUGCAGCUGGCAGUCGCGCAGAGCAGGGGACCGAGAUGUCCCCCUGCCGAGCCGGGCGACUGUCCCCCGCUACAGCCCACACAGGGCAAAAACAGGCUACAAAACGUACGGCUAUUUGCUACAAAAAGGGGACCGAGCUGUCCCCCUGCCGGGCCGGGCGACUGUCCGGUACGGCUAUUUGCUACAAAAAGGGGACCGAGAUGUCCCCCUGCCGAGCCGGGCGACUGUCCCGUGUCAAUCAGCGGUCCCGCUCUGGAGUUUGCUCUCAGGAAGCGUUUUCAGCUCUUCUGCACCCGCUGCCCCAGCGGCACAGCCCUCCCCAGACAGAGCUGCCCAUGCGGUGACGACCCUCCAGCCUCACGCCCUGCUGGGAGCCCGCGGCUCCCCGUGUUUUCGGCCGCAGGACGGCACCGCAGCGGAAGCAUUGAAGUUUCAGCAGUUAAAUUACAAAUUACGGAGGCCAAAGACCUGUGGCACUCAGGAGCUGCUGUCACGAGUGAGCUGUCCACGCACAAACGCUGCUCGUAGUGCAGAGAUAAUUACUGAAAAGAGUAAAAGGCAGCUGUGGCACCUGCCUGGCCAGGUGGAAGUGUUUGUAUCGACUUUCUUCAUGUUUCAUUUUUGCAAUGGAACCGUGACCUUUCUGCCUUUGGAAGAAAACAGUGAAGGAAAAUACCUGGUUAAAAAGUGCAAUAUUUAUCAAAUUCAACUUAAACACAUAAAAGAUGAGGAAUGGUCUAUAUCUGUUGUAGCUCCAUUUCCAGAAGAUUGGUUUUCAGAUGGAAUUGUGUACCCCAAACUAGCAUGGCUUGGAAAUGAACUUUUAUCCAAACUGGCUAAAUGGUCCGUGGAGCAAAAGCCCAGUGAGUUUAAAAGUACACUCUCACUCAUUUCAGUAGCAAAAUACAGCAAGGUUUAUCAGGACCUCAAAGAAAAGUACAAAGAGAUGGUAAAGGUGUGGCCUGAAGUGACAGAUCCUGAGAAAUUUGUUUAUGAAGAUGUUGCCAUUGCCACUUACUUGCUGAUUCUUUGGGAAGAAGAGAGAAAAGAAAAAGGGUUGACCAAGAAACAAUCAUUUGUGGAUCUUGGAUGUGGAAAUGGUUUGCUGGUUCAUAUUCUAAACAAUGAAGGGCAUUCAGGCAGAGGAAUUGAUGUGAGGAGAAGAAAAAUAUGGGACAUGUAUGGACCAGAGACGCAUUUAGAGGAAACUAGUAUCAUUCCAGGUGACAGUCACCUCUUUCCAGACACUGACUGGCUCAUAGGAAACCAUUCAGAUGAGUUGACACCAUGGAUACCUGUAAUUGCAGCUAGGUCUUCCUAUUCAUGUUGCUACUUCGUGCUGCCAUGCUGCUUCUUUGAUUUCCAUGGAAAAUACAGGCGAAGACAAAGCAAAAAAACUCAAUACAGAGAAUAUCUUGAUUUUGUUGCCCAAGUGGGAUUUGUAUGUGGCUUUCAUGUGGAAGAAGAUUGCCUUAGAAUUCCGUCAACAAAAAGGGUCAGCUUCAUUGGGAAAAGCAGGACCUACCCAGCUGCAGAACGUGCUCUGAUUGACAAGCAGAUAACACAGUUUAUUAACAGUCGGCGGACCUGUGCUGUGGCCACGUGUGACAGAAGGGUUGGAUUUAACCACAAGGAUCACUGUGGUGGUCUGUGCAAAGAAGCAGGCUCAGAACCUCCUGAAGAAGAGACUGAGACAGCUGGUACAGUUUGGAUGCCUGGAUUUCAACCCAGAGAAAAAGUAGAACAAAUCAGAAAUUGUGCUUCCCUCCCUCGGGAUUUUGUAGAUGAAGUGGUUCUCAAUGUGGCAAACUUGCUUUUAAGUGCAGCCCCCCAAAAAUCAUGUUCUGAUAAGCAGGGUAGAAAUAUGAAUACCUGGAAUCAAGGAGAAAGCCUUUCCUUAAGAGAAGUGGCAGAACACUUGAAUAAAGAGACUUUAAAAAAGCUGAAAAGUGAAUAUGGAGGCUUGCAGACACUACUCAAGAACAAUCAUCAAGUAUUUGAAGUUCUGAAUGGAAAAGUUCAUAUUCGUGACUGGAGAAAAGAGAAACCACCAAGUAAAACUAAACCUGAAGUGAAACGGCGCCUUUCAGCUGAAGCAUUUAAAACACGCCUCUGUUGGUUUUUCAUUCAUCAUCCUGAUGGUUGUUCUUUACCUUCUGAAGCUUGUCCAUAUGCCCAUGGGACUGAGGAACUAAGGCAGUCUCAGAUAAUUAAAAAGAAAAAACAUAUACAAUAAUAAAAUGUUGCAACUUGUAUUUAGGCUUAUGCACAUAGCAGAAUUUAGGAUUGACUUUGGGACUGCCUAGUGAGUGAAUAUCUGUACAGUAUGGAGGGAUUUUCUUAAUUUCUGUGCAUUUUAUUCUGCAGCUGGUUUACAAGUUCUGUAUUUCUAAUUCUUUAUUUUUUAUUAACAGAGAAUAGAUAUAGUAAAGUACGUAUAUAUUUUUGGAUUUGUCAGGGCUUAUCUAGCAUGCAUUUGCAUAAGUAAAAAAGUUGAAAAACUUAAUUUUCUGGGAAACUCCUCAUGAUACUUAAUCGGAUUAAAAGUACAUGAUGCAACAUUUUCAAACCCUGAAAA
Molecule: messenger RNA, 2667 nt
Organism: Ficedula albicollis (Collared flycatcher)
Lineage: Eukaryota; Metazoa; Chordata; Aves; Passeriformes; Muscicapidae
Gene: TRMT44
Product: tRNA methyltransferase 44 homolog (S. cerevisiae)
Exons: 14
Coding region: 1-2325 (774 amino acids)
Biological process (GO): tRNA methylation
Molecular function (GO): tRNA (uridine) methyltransferase activity; metal ion binding
Source: RefSeq, a predicted model, not a curated record